Recurvomyces mirabilis is the source of this 2118-nucleotide messenger RNA. RefSeq lists its product as uncharacterized. Bases 1 to 2118 code for a protein of 705 amino acids. The transcript has 2 exons. Gene Ontology annotation, molecular function: protein binding. Lineage: Eukaryota; Fungi; Ascomycota; Dothideomycetes; Mycosphaerellales; Teratosphaeriaceae. The record is from RefSeq and is a predicted model, not a curated record.
AUGCGAAAGAACGAUGAUCAGCUUCCAUUAGUCCCACCCACUUCGCCGAGCAAGCGUAAUGCAAAAGCUGCAGGACCGCAGGCGAAGAGACGCGUGCCACAUGGCCGUGUUGCCGCAUUAGGUAACAGCAGCAGCAACAGUAAUAGCGGCGACCGUAAGGAUACACCAGCACCACCUUCCACCACACGCGUAAACCCUCCUUCUGUCGUCGAAGUACCCUUCCCCACCAAUAGCGGAGAGCACGCACGUGUGGCAGCCACCGACAGUCGGUCAAUGACAACGCAAUUGCCAAUCGGUGGUGAGAGUGCGCGUGCGGCAGCUGCAGCAUACAGGCAGCAGCCGCAGGCGCACGUGGAAGCCGAGGAGGAGGAAGCCAUGAUUACUUCCGAGGAAGAGGAGCAAGACGAAGCACAGGAACUCGCCCAAGAGCAGGCUCUCGAGGCGCGUCGUGAGCAAGUCGGUUCGUUAAGCAGUGCAGCAGAUAGCGGAGCAGAUUUAUCAAGGCCAGAGGAUCAAUCGUGUAAAUAUUUAGCGGGCGAGAGGGGUGACGUGGAGAUGGCUGAUGUUGAUGGGAAAGACAACGAGGAGGAUGAGGAGAAAGAGCCUGAGCCCGUGCGUGUAGACUUCGUUCGAAAUGCUCUCCCGGCUGAGCUAUGCAUUGAAAUCUUCGAGUACCUGGAUGCUCAGGACCUCUAUUCUGCUGAGCAGGUGAAUCCAGCCUGGGAAGAGUACUGCAGCGGAAUGUCAGUCUGGAGACACGCGUACAUGCGCGACUUCGAAAGGAAGAUCUACACCAACCCUGCACCUAUCCUGGUGGGCGGAGCAGGUGUCGGGAGGCCCAACGAGACAAACCAAGAAUGGAGGAACAUGUACAACGCCCGUACCGAGCUGGACAAGAACUGGCGGCGUGGUGCUGAGAAAGCAGGCAAAGCCGUCUAUCUUUCCGGCCACACAGACAGCGUCUACUGCCUCCAAUUCGACGAAGACAAGAUUAUCACCGGCUCUCGUGAUCGCACCAUUCGUGUCUGGGACAUUGACACAUACCAAUGCAUCCGCGUGAUAGGUGGUCCGAAUUCUCGUCCGCAGCCUGGGCCUAAGGUGCUCCGUACUGUGGACUACCCUCACUUCCACCUCGCAACCGCCAGUGUCAAUUCCACCGCCUAUGGCAACAACAUCUACCACACUCCCAGCGAAUGGCACGACGCCAGUAUUCUUUGCCUGCAGUAUGAUGAUGAGAUCCUGGUCACUGGUUCAUCGGACUCUGAUCUCCUCGUCUGGGACAUCCAUACUUUUGAGCCGAUCAAGCGUCUGAAGAGACACACUGGUGGCGUCUUGGAUGUUGCGCUUGACGCUAAGCAUAUAGUUUCUUGCUCGAAGGACUCACGUAUCAUAAUAUGGAACCGUCAAACACUGGAGUAUAUCGGUGAGCUCAGCGGCCACCGAGGACCCGUCAAUGCCGUGCAACUUCGUGGCAACCUUCUAGUCAGUGCAAGUGGAGACGGUAUCGCUCGUAUGUGGGAUAUUGAACAGAUGAAGUUCGUCGGGCAGUUCGAAGCCAAAGAGCGCGGCUUGGCUGCUGUCGAGUUCUCGGAGGAUAUGAAGCAUGUGCUCGCCGGCGGCAACGACCACAUCACGUACAAGUUCGAUGUCGAGACGAAGAUGGAGACGCAGCGUUUCGCCGGUCACACCCAGCUGGUCCGAUCGUUAUGGCUGGACAGCGCGAACAAUCGUGUAGUAUCUGGAUCGUACGACCUCGAUCUUCGUGUCUACGACUUUGUGGAUGGCACGGAGAUCUGGCGUGCAGAGGAAUGGACGACUAGCUGGAUGCUGGCUGCUAAGUCUGACUACCGUCGCAUCGUGGCUACGAGUCAAGAUGGCCGUAUUCUGGUCGUUGACUUUGGUCUGCGGAAGGGUGGGUUUGAGGAUGGGCAGAAGAUCGAGCAUAUUGAUCUUCUGCGAAGCAAGCCGAGCAAGAACGAGAUCAUCUUUCGCAAGAUUAACUGCGUCAAGGCUGGCGAGACCACGAAAGCCGCUGCAUCAACACAGCCAGCCGAGAAGCAUGUACGACUAUCACUUGGAGGGCAAACACUCAACGGGACAGCACUGUUGGGCAAGUAA